ACUCACCACUGCAUACAUGCAGAACAAGCAGCUUGUGGGGAGUUGGGCUGCUUUUGCUUUGACCAGACUGAAGAGGCAUGGAAAUGACUUGUGGACUUGGUUUUGGGAUCUUGCUGAUUUGCUUAGUUCAAGCAGAACUUGCUGGUUGUUCUUGGGCUAAGGAUGCACAUAGACCCCAGGACAGCAACACAAACUCUGGCUUCCCUCCACCAGAUGGCAAACUGAGAAAAUUCAGCAGCAAUUUCCAAAGCCAACUCAAACAAGACUUCUUCUCUCCUCCCUCAGUCCAGGUCCAGACCAGUAGUUUCAACACUAAGCCUGCAGCGAGAAGUGGUUACGAUAGGAAGCCCUCCACCAGCAGCCUAACACAACCCCCCUCUCAACCGGUUCAAAGCUCUGGGAGGUUGGUGAAAACCACCGUUAGGUCAAAACCAAAGAGCCAGAGCACUUUGCCUGCUCAGCAGAGUCCAAGGGUAAGCCAAAGGGAAGGCUACUCCUUCAGGCCAGCUUCCUACAUGGACGCUUCCUCUUAUUGGCAAAAGGGCUCAUCAGCCACCUUGUUCAGUUCGGUUGGUCCUGGUCCACGUAGUUCUAUUCGGAUGCAGACGUUUGCUAAGGGUCGUGCAAGAAAAGUUCCAUCAGGCCGUGCAUCUCAGGGUGCCAAGGUCAGGAGUUUCUCGCCUCACGCUGCAGCUGGGAGAUUUUAUUCCAGCCCACAGUUCGCUCUAAAAACCGGAGACUACAGGCCAAGGAGUCGGCUCACUGACCUGGCUGGUCCCAGAAGCGGCAGAGAGGGAGAGUCUGCUCUGGGGUUUGCUCCAGCAAUGGUCUAUGACCUUCCAGAACCCUUCGGCGGCUCGGCCAUCAAACGGCUGAAGAGACCUAUUAAGCAGGAGACACCUCCACAGAGGGUACCGCUUUACAAACCUGAACGAACAAGCAGCGAUUCGGGAUAUGACUGGAGCAGGAUAAUGCAGAACCUAGGGCCAAUCCAGAAGCCAUAUUGGAUUGCCACACCAUCACCAUCGUCUGAUGGUGAAUCACAACCAUUCCCCAUCAGACGGCUGAAGAGACCUAUUGAGCAGGAGACACCUCCACAGAGGGUACCGCUUUACAAACCUGAACGAACAAGCAGCGAUUUGGGAUAUGACUGGAGCAGGACGAUGCAGAACCUAGGGCCAGUCCAGAAGCCAUAUUGGAUUGCCACACCAUCACCAUCGUCUAAUGGUGAAUCACAACCAUUCCCCAUCAGACGGCUGAAGAGACCUAUUGAGCAGGAGACACCUCCACAGAGGGUACCGCUUUACAAACCUGAACGAACAAGCAGCGAUUCGGGAUAUGACUGGAGCAGGACGAUGCAGAACCUAGGGCCAGUCCAGAAGCCAUAUUGGAUUGCCACACCAUCACCAUCGUCUGAUGGUGAAUCACAACCAUUCCCCAUCAGACGGCUGAAGAGACCUAUUGAGCAGGAGACACCUCCACAGAGGGUACCGCUUUACAAACCUGAACGAACAAGCAGCGAUUCGGGAUAUGACUGGAGCAGGACGAUGCAGAACCUAGGGCCAGUCCAGAAGCCAUAUUGGAUUGCCACACCAUCACCAUCGUCUGAUGGUGAAUCACAACCAUUCCCCAUCAGACGGCUGAAGAGACCUAUUGAGCAGGAGACACCUCCACAGAGGGUACCGCUUUACAAACCUGAACAAACAAGCAGCCAUUUGGGAUAUGACUGGAGCAGGAUGAAGCAGAACCAAGGGCCAGUCCAGAAGCCAUAUUGGAUUGCCACACCAUGACCUCAGAGGGCAGUGGCGUCCAAUCCUGACCUCCCCAGUGUUCAUCCAGCCUCCAAAUGGUCUAAGUUCAAGCUGCCCUAUAGACACUAAACGUAGUGUCUUCAAUUUUAAAAAUAGUGUACUGAAAUAAAACAAAUGUUUUUUUAAA
Molecule: messenger RNA, 1938 nt
Organism: Gambusia affinis (western mosquitofish)
Lineage: Eukaryota; Metazoa; Chordata; Actinopteri; Cyprinodontiformes; Poeciliidae
Exons: 3
Coding region: 78-1790 (570 amino acids)
Source: RefSeq, a predicted model, not a curated record